AUGUCCACUCCUCAGCCUCAGCUUCAAGGUCCCCUAGCCCAUUGCCUGCCUAGGCUUCAUCUGGAUUCAGUCCCUUUCCACAUUUCUUCCUCAGGUGAUGCAGAUUCCUCCCUUGGAUCUCACCUGCACGAGAGCAGAAACCAAGAUCAGCUCCAGAAAACUAAACUCCUAAACUGCAGCUACCUAUCAGCCCAAAGACGUUGUUGGGUCAUUGCACAGUGUGCUCCUGUCUUUCUGCACAGACUUUCUCUAGUUAAAGCGAACAGGGGCUAUUCUUCAUUGCGGGGCAUCGGCUUCUCGCUGUGGUGGCUUUCCUUGUUGCAGAUCAGGAGUGCUAAGGGCCUCAUAUACGGGUCUGGCCAGGUGUGA
This is a messenger RNA of Rangifer tarandus platyrhynchus (Svalbard reindeer), 369 nucleotides long. Lineage: Eukaryota; Metazoa; Chordata; Mammalia; Artiodactyla; Cervidae. The record is from the annotation of a GenBank genome assembly.